ACAAGUACAGUCAGUGCACGUGGCCGCGUGGCCGGCCGUGAAGCUGAAGCUGAUCAAAGCGUAUAGCUACUGGACCGGGUCCGGGUGUGUUGAUCAAUUAAUUCGAGCAUGCCAUGGCGAACGGAUCUUGCGUUGAUGUUCGCUUCAUCGAUUCAUUGAAGGGAAGAGGUCUAUUUUCUACAAGAGAUGUAGCUGCAGGAACGGUGCUCUUUGAAGAAAAGCCUCUUGUUUGUGCUCAGUUCUUGUGGAAUGAGUUUUAUAACUACGAAGCAUGUGAACAUUGCUUGAGGUCGAUGGAAAAUGCUGAAGAGAUGGCUAGACGUCUUUCAGCCAACCCUUCGCUGGUCCUUCCCUACACGGAGUGUUGUAAAGUGAAAAAAGAAAAUUUUGUACACUGCCCUCAUUGUCAGGUUGUAUAUUGCAGCAGUGAAUGUAGAGAAGAAGCAUGGAAUGAAUAUCAUCAAGUACUCUGUAUAUCACAUCAUCCACCUGAUCCUAAUCAUCCUCUUGUUAUCCUUCAGGAAGUUUGGAAAACGAUGCACUAUCCCCCAGAGACGACUAGUAUUAUGUUGAUUGCCAAGAUGAUUGCACUUAUCAAACAGGCCAAGUCAAAAGAAGAGAUAAUAGCAGUCUUCAACCAAUUCUGCCAUGUACCUCAUAAUGAAGAGAUGGAACUGUCACAUAAACUACUUGGGAAGCAAUUCAAGGGUCAGUAUGAAGCUCUCCAGCCAUUGUUGCUCAAUGCUCUCUAUGAAGAAUCUGUUGCUCAGUGGUUUACUCCAGAUGGUUUGAGAUCUUUGUUUGCUCUCAUUGGUAUGAAUGGACAGGGAGUUGGUUCAAGUUCUGUAAGUGUGUAUGUUCAUAAUUGUGAUGAUCUUGAUCUGGAGGAAGAAGAAAGGCAGAAUCUAGACCAGUUUAUUGAUCAGCUUUAUGUUGAUAUGGAGAAAGAAUCUGGAGCCUUUUUGAACUGUGAGGGCUCAGCACUCUAUAAAUUGCAAAGCUGCUGUAAUCACAGCUGUGAACCAAACGCUGAGAUUAAUUUUCUUCACAACAACUCUACUCUUAGCCUCACUGCUCUCACAGAUAUUUCUGAGGGAGAGGAAGUAUUAAUCAGCUAUCUUGAUGAAUGCAGCAGAGAAAGAAGUAGACACUCUAGACAAAAGGAGUUACGGGAGAACUAUCUCUUUACUUGUGACUGUCCGAAAUGCAGACUGCAGUGUGAUGAUCCUGAUGCGACAUCAAGUGAAGAGGAGGAAGAAGAAGAGGAGGAGAUGGAUGAUUGUGGAGAGUUAGAAGGAAAGAAUUCAGAUGAAAUAUCACAGGAUAGAUGAUAGUUAUUCUAAAAAAAAAAAAAAUAUUCUGUGGUAUUGUAAGUUACCUAAUUUAUAUUAUACCAUUGUCCAAAGUGUUAAAUCAAUUUUUGUCCUUGACUAGCGGGAAUGGCCGGAUUUACCUGACAUUUACAUUUUGGUUAAAAGAAUUUCAGCCCACAUUUCUAUAGAAUGUUAGCUCACCUCACUUAUCCAAUGUCAAUGAAAGAAGCUAUGUAUCAAAAAUUUUGUUGAAGUAAAUUUUAUAUUUGUAUUAUCUUUUUAUUUCAUUUGUGCUUUUCACUGCAGGUUCAAAUAAUCUAUUAUUUGUAGAUUGGGUUGACCAAUGACUGUAAGCACUCCAUAAUAGCAUGGUGUAAGUCAAUACAAUGGCAAUAUCUCCUGGGUCCCGUAACACAAAGGUUAGCGAUUGAUGGUACGCUUGAUUUCUACGAUCGAUUGUACAUUGUAGUCAAUGGAAUCAAUCAUAGAAAAAUGUUCUACGAUCAUUGCUAAGUUUUGUGUUAUGGGCCCCAGAUGUGAUUGAUGUAGAAUGAUGAUUGAUCAAUAUGACAAAGGCAAAUGAUGCACAAGGUUGUGUCACUACUAUUUUUUUAUCAUUGUUACAAAUUUUUAACAUAACCAUUUGUUCGUGUUAUCUUUCACAGUACUUUUCCAAUUUCUUGCUUUGUAAAAUGAAGUCAGUUCUUUACAUAGCCAUUCAUGCAUGACUUCAAAAAGAGCUUACUGGUCUCAAUAGCAAAUGGUUCUUUUUAAUAGCAUGAAAAUUUGCUUCGUUACUGGGAAAACUCUUUGAUACUGGAUGUUGGGCCCAAUACUUUAGCAUUAUCAUCCAUUAUGUUCGUUGCAUAUUUUUUUGUUAUCGCAAACUCUGAUAAUUCAUUUCUAAGAACUUUUCUGACUUCUUCCUCUUUCUCAUUCGGCAUGAUUAUUUGUAUUUCUAGUGGAUCGUUUUCCUUCCUUUUCCCUAAUAGUGUUUCAGACCAAACUAGGACCCUCCAGCUUAUAUCACAUAGUCAACCAGGAAGAGUUGUGCACCACUUUCAGUAUAGAAACUACUGUUCUUGGUAGUAAGGCCAUUAGACAUAAAGGCAUUGACCGUGGGUGGCCAAUGUCUUCUUUUUUUUUUCAUUAUCACAUUCCUCCAGUAGGUGUUGAAUACAGAAAAUAUCAAAUUGAAAACUGAGUAAGAGUAUACCAACCUAUACAUUUACAGAGUACCUAUUCUACCUGUUAAGGAAGUACAGGGCUUGUUCCCCACCAGGACUCCUAAUGUAGACAUGGGUCCCAUUGAUAGCACCUAUGACUCCUGGAAACCUGCAGUAAUCAUAAAAUUGUAGCUGGGUGGUUUCAAUUUCAUCUCUCGUUGUCGGAAACUUCAUGAAUUGUCUCUUCCUCCUUGCUAUUGCCUCAGAAACAUCUUUGAUGAUUCUGUAUACGGAUGACUGAUACACACAGAUCAGUUUCCCCCAGAUAAUGUAACACUCAAUAAAAAUUCAAUAACUUCAUAAUUCUUCAUCAGAUUUUUAUUUUAUUUUUUAUUUUUUGCUAACUGGAUUUUUCUAUAUAAAAAUCUUAUUAUUUUCUGCCUGUAGAAUACCUUUUAAAGAAUGUAAUUUGA
Lytechinus pictus (painted urchin) is the source of this 2952-nucleotide messenger RNA. Its product is annotated as histone-lysine N-trimethyltransferase SMYD5-like. Bases 114 to 1331 code for a protein of 405 amino acids. Gene Ontology annotation, molecular function: protein binding; histone H4K20 methyltransferase activity. The record is from RefSeq and is a predicted model, not a curated record. The transcript is spliced from 12 exons. Gene Ontology annotation, biological process: negative regulation of gene expression, epigenetic. NCBI's taxonomy places the organism in Eukaryota, Metazoa, Echinodermata, Echinoidea, Temnopleuroida, Toxopneustidae.